Messenger RNA from Mercenaria mercenaria, 1918 nucleotides. RefSeq lists its product as uncharacterized. Gene Ontology annotation, biological process: positive regulation of DNA-templated transcription. The record is from RefSeq and is a predicted model, not a curated record. Gene Ontology annotation, cellular component: nucleoplasm; chromatin. Bases 31 to 1734 code for a protein of 567 amino acids. Gene Ontology annotation, molecular function: ubiquitin-protein transferase activity; zinc ion binding. The transcript has a single exon. NCBI's taxonomy places the organism in Eukaryota, Metazoa, Mollusca, Bivalvia, Venerida, Veneridae.
CGGUAUCUAAUAUAACAGAGUAUCAAAAGCAUGGCAGUGUCAAGUCGGGAUUUUGGUGGAUCGGUAUCUAAAGGUUCAGCAGAGGAUUUUGAACUUAGCUGUGAACCAUGUCGGGCUAUUGAUCAGUAUAUUGAUGCCCAUGCAUUUUGUGCGGACUGUCAGGAAUAUCUGUGCAUGAGCUGCUCUUCUUAUCAUCAACGGAUAAAAGCUACGAAACAUCAUAAUCUUUCUGUAAUAGACAAAUCUGACAAACACACCAUUCAAAGUACAGAUUCAACAACUUGCACUGAAAAGUGUCCUAGUCACAAAAGUGAGAUCAUCAAGUUUUUCUGCACAAACCAUGAAUUUCUCGGAUGUAAUGAUUGUAUAACUCUGAAUCACAUAACAUGUAAAAUUAACUAUAUACCUGAUAAAUGUGCAGGUAUUGGUGAUAGUGAUGAGUACAGGAAAACAAUGAGAGAACUGGAUCAGAAGUUGAAAGAUAUGGAUGCCGUGAUCAAGAAGGCAACACAUCAAAACAAGGAAAUAGAUUUCUUCCAUGAUCAUGUCAUAAAAGUAAUUGUUACGUUCCGCAAGGAGAUAAAUGAUCGCUUAGAUAAACUGCAAAAGCAAAUUCAGUCAGACGCUGAAAAAAAGAAGCUCAAAGACAAACAAACAGUCAAGAAUGUGCUCAAAACAUGUGCUGCUGUUUCUUCGGAUUUCAAGAAAUUCAAGUCCAGUCUACAAAACAGCAAAGCUUCACAGCAAAAUGAACACCUUUAUAUCAUGCUCAAACAAGCAAAUUCCAAACUAAAGUUGGAUGAUUUGAAGAAUGCUCAAGAAUCGUUAGAUAAGACCAACAUUCAAUACACAUUUGAAAGAAACAAAGAAUUAGAGACCCUUCUUACUAAGCAAGAUAUGUUUGGUAAGUUGAACUUGUCCGCUACCCUGGUGUCUCCAAGGAAGAAUAUAUUAUUUGCUAAGUUAACUCACAUUGGAGAUAUAAAUGUAAAAACAAAGACAGAUAAGAAUGAAUGCUGGAUCACAGGAUGUGCCAUAUUAUCCUCUAACAAAGUUAUACUGGCUGAUUGCAACAACAAUAAACUGAAAGUUGUUGACACGCAAAGUAAAGCCGUGAUAGAUGAACAGAGACUUGACUCAGUCCCAUGGGAUAUCAUCGUAUUGCCUCAGGACCACAUAGCUGUAUCAGUGCCAAAUAAGAAAAAGAUAUUGGUACUGACAACAGUUGGUAAAUUUUCCAUCAUUCACAGGAUACAGAGUGUAGAAUGUAGAGGUAUAACCUAUCAUCAGGGUCAUCUCUACGUGUGUUGCUUGGAUCCUCUUAGUGUCAUGAAAGUAGAUACACAAGGUAAAAUCAAAAACAAAAUCUGCCUAAACAAAGAGAUAUUUGACAGCCCAUACUACAUACUGGUAAGUGAAGAUGCCAGGCAUAUCUACAUCAGUAACCAUGGAAACAACAGUGUAGUCAGUGUAACAUUACAGGGUGGUGUGUCAGCUGAAUACAAUCACAAUUAUCUUAGAGGACCAAGUGGAAUGAUGAUGUUAGAAAAUGGUUCAUUGCUGGUGUGUUGCUGCUUGAACGGCAGCAUACAUCGUAUCACAGGAGACUUGAAGGAUAGCCAUACAAUCUUUAAAGGAUUACAGUACCCGCGAUCUAUAUGCUACAAUCAGCAUCAACAAGAGGUCUAUAUUGGUGGAGAAUGUGAUCAGCUGAAGAUACUGAAUUUUGAAUAAACUUUGAUAACAAUACUGUAGCAAUAAGGAGGCUUAUAUAGGAACACAUUUUGCUUGGUCAGAGUUUAGGCUGCAAAAUGAUCGUAUUAGCUUCCAACAUUUUAACCUGCAGUUCUGCAAAGGGGACACAUGAAUAAAAUAUUGGCGCCAGAGUUAUGGUUGUUGUGUCAAACGAUGAUGAUGA